AGCAUCGUGGAGCACUCUGGGAAUCGUAGUCCAGUGUUUCUGCCCUGCGCAGUGUACUAGCAGCAGCGGAGCGGGGGCGUGGUUCUUUCCGCGCGACCGGAAGUGAAUGUUGAAGCCGGCUGUAGACGUGAAGAGGUUGGCGCUGGGGAAGUGCAGCUGCUGUGGCGGUCUUCGCUGGAUCUGGUGAUUGUCCCAGCGCUUCCGGACCUGGGAUCGGGGUGUACAGAUCGCUGUAGAGGGAGGGAAACCCAGGGCAGCCACACUCAGCCAGUUCAAAACUUGAUGGACAUCUGAGCGCCAGAUCGGGAAUCCAGGUGGAGGGACGCUGAUUGGGAAACCUUGGUGUCCAGGUUCCAGAGGAAAGGAAUGAGCUCCUGAGAUGGAAGAUCUCUCCUCUUCAGAAUCUGCCCUUCUUCAAGAGGGGCAUAUUCUACUCCCAUCAGCCAGUUUUCAGGAAUCAGUGACCUUCAAGGAUGUGAUAGUGGACUUCACCCAGGAAGAAUGGAAACAGCUGGAUCCUGUGCAGAGAGAUUUGUUCAGGGAUGUAACAUUGGAAAAUUAUACACACCUGGUCUCUAUAGGACUCCAAGUUUCCAAACCUGAUAUGAUUUCCCAGUUAGAACAAGGAACAGAGCCAUGGACUGUGGAACCUGGCACUCCAGCAGGUACUGGAGACUGGGAAAUGAUACCGGAAAAUAGCAUAGUAGCCCCAGAGCUGGACAUUUCUGAAGAACAAUCAUCUAAAGAGGCAAGAGUGGAAAAACACAAAAGGGAUGAACAUUGCAGUUCCAACUUCUUAGAGAGUUGUGUAUCUGAAGGCAGUGUAGAGAGGCAGCAGACAAACCAACAGACACUGCCAAGAGUAGUAAAAUUAACUGAAAAGACAGUGCCCACAUGGGAGAGAGGCCCUAUAAAUAAUGACCUUGAAGAAAGCAUCAAUAUGAGUUCAAACAUUGUAACACAACGGGAAACAUAUCCACAAGAGACCUCUACUAAAACAAGCAACAAACAGACUUUAAAGCCAGUUAAAAAAGAAAAAUCUUGUAAGUGCAACGAAUGUGGGAAAGCUUUUAGUUACUGUUCAGCUCUUAUUCGCCACCAGAGAACACAUACUGGAGAAAAACCGUACAAAUGUAAUGAAUGUGAAAAAGCCUUCAGUCGGAGUGAAAACCUUAUAAACCAUCAAAGAAUUCAUACUGGAGAUAAACCAUAUAAAUGUGAUCAGUGUGGAAAAGGCUUCAUUGAGGGUCCAUCUCUUACUCAACAUCAAAGAAUUCACACUGGAGAAAAACCCUAUAAAUGUGAUGAAUGUGGGAAAGCCUUUAGUCAAAGGACCCAUCUUGUUCAGCAUCAGAGAAUUCAUACUGGUGAGAAACCAUAUACCUGUAAUGAGUGUGGAAAAGCCUUUAGCCAGAGAGGCCACUUUAUGGAACAUCAGAAAAUUCAUACAGGAGAAAAACCUUUUAAAUGUGAUGAGUGUGAUAAAACCUUUACCAGGAGCACACACCUUACUCAACAUCAAAAAAUUCAUACUGGAGAGAAAACCUAUAAAUGUAAUGAAUGUGGGAAGGCCUUUAAUGGGCCCUCAACAUUUAUCCGUCAUCAUAUGAUUCAUACUGGUGAAAAACCAUAUGAAUGCAAUGAAUGUGGGAAAGCCUUCAGUCAGCACUCAAACCUCACUCAACAUCAGAAAACACAUACUGGGGAGAAACCUUAUGAUUGUGCUGAAUGUGGAAAGUCUUUUAGUUACUGGUCGUCCCUUGCUCAACAUCUGAAAAUUCAUACUGGAGAAAAGCCUUACAAGUGCAAUGAAUGUGGAAAGGCCUUCAGUUACUGUUCAUCCCUUACUCAACAUCGGAGGAUUCACACCAGAGAAAAGCCCUUUGAAUGCAAUGAAUGUGGAAAGGCUUUCAGUUACCUCUCAAACCUUAAUCAACAUCAAAAGACUCAUACCCAAGAGAAAGCUUAUGAAUGUAAGGAAUGUGGGAAAGCCUUUAUUCGGAGUUCAUCUCUUGCUAAACAUGAAAGAAUUCAUACUGGCGAGAAACCCUAUCAGUGUCAUGAAUGUGGAAAAACCUUCAGUUAUGGCUCAUCCCUUAUUCAACAUAGGAAAAUACAUACUGGAGAAAGACCUUACAAGUGUAAUGAAUGUGGGAGAGCAUUCAACCAGAACAUACACCUUACACAACAUAAGAGAAUUCACACAGGAGCAAAGCCUUAUGAGUGUAAUGAGUGUGGCAAAGCCUUUCGACAUUGUUCAUCUCUUGCUCAACAUCAAAAAACUCACACAGAAGAAAAACCCUUUCAGUGUAAUAAAUGUGAAAAAGCUUUCAGCCAGAGCUCCCAUCUUACUCAGCAUCAACGAAUUCACACUGGAGAGAAGCCCUAUAAGUGCAAUGAAUGUGACAAAGCCUUUAGCCGGAGCACUCAUCUGACUGAACAUCAGAAUACUCAUACUGGAGAGAAACCUUAUAACUGUAAUGAAUGUAGGAAGACUUUCAGCCAGAGCACUUACCUCAUCCAGCAUCAGAGAAUUCAUUCAGGAGAGAAACCUUUUGGAUGUAGUGAUUGUGGAAAGGUCUUCAGAUACCGUUCUGCUCUCAAAAAACAUCAGAGACUUCACUCUGGCAUAUGACAGCCCUAGAAACAUUGUAGGGUAUGCAUUUACUAUAGUUUGAUCUUUUAAGUACUGAAGAAUUAGAAUGGAUUGAGAAACUGAUUAAAAUAUUUUAAUUUUUCAUUAUCACACUAUGGAAUGAAAGUACAUUGAACUGAAGUAAUACAGUUAUGGGUGACAUUGGAAAAUUCAACUGUUUUAAGGUUCAAUUGCCUCUGAAAUGAGGGAUUUGGAAUAGAUGAUUUCAAAGGUUGUUUGGUUUUAUAUUCAGUUUUGUAUAUUCACAGUAUAUUCUUGAAUAGGAUUACUCUAUAUCAGCAUUUUGCUAUGUUAUACCUAGAAUGUAUAUAUUUAUGCAUGUUUGGACAGUAGAAAGCAUUUGUGCUUCAGUAACUAGACCAGUGAUCUAUAAUGCUCCUGUUCUAAUGCUUUUCAGUUGUUUGACUAGUUCCUAAUAAAAAGAUUAUAAAAUAUCCUCAUAUUAAUAACUCUAGCAUAUUAUGGUUUAGCUCAAUGCAAGUAUUAUUUUUCUUUCUAUUAUUUUUCUCAUAGUAUGUUUUAAGAUUCUAGGAGUUUAUCACAAUUAUAGAGCUUUUCUGCAGCUUAAACCAGUGUUAUUUAACCUUUGCUGCAUAGUGGAAUCAGUUUGGGAACUUCAUAAUUUAUUACCAAAGCCCUACUCCAAGAGAUUAAAAUAAUUGGCCAGCUGUGUAGGACCCAGGCUUCAGGGUUGGUUUGUUUUUAACUCUUAAUGUGCAUCUUGGACAGAACAGCCAGAUUAGAUUUCAGUAUCCAUUCCUUUAGUUAGUUUCUUGUGGCUCCUCCUAGAAGCAUCACAGAUUAGUUGCUCAGUAUAAUGUAAUUUUGACUGUCAUCUUUGUAGAUUGGGUUUUCACAAGCUUUUGGAGGUAAAGUCAGUGUUUUUCAUCAAAGUGCAGAAAUUAAUUGUGUAAAAAUGAAUCAUUUUACUUGCUUUCCCUUGCCCCCUCCCCUGCCCUGAUAUCAGAAGCAGAGGACACUAAGAGUGACACUCCCGGAAAUGUGCAGCCCACAGCCUGCAAGAACAUUUGUGGCAAUUCUAGUCAGGAUAAUGUUUGGCCAUGAAGAAAUGGUUCCCUUACAUAUUUUCCAGGUACAGUCUAAUAAUCAGGUCAGCUCUUUUAACAGCAACUGAUAGUUUUCCAGCCUAGCCUUGACAGUGGAGAGCUCUGAGAACAGGGGGUAGCAUAGAAACUGAUCAUUAUUUAAAUAUAAGGAGAACUAGACUCUUCCCACAAAUGAGGUUUGGGGGAGUGAGCACUGCAUAUUUUUACAAGUGAAAAAAUCAGUGCAGUCUUUUUUGCUUAUAUAAAUGCUAGUGACCUGCACUGGAAUUUUGUCACCUCUUUAACUGAAAGUGCCAUACAGUGAAAAACAAUUCAGGAAAUAAUGUAGCCAAUUAAAUCUCAGAAUCUUUUCUGUUGUAAUCUGAAACAUCUGUAAAGGAAUGUCAUCUUGAUAUUAAGAAAUUAAAAAGUAUUCCAUUAUGUAGGAAUUACCUGUUGCAAAGAGGUAGAAACUGGCAAAAUGAAAUGGAUCUCAGGUUAUAAGGCAAGCUUUGGUUGGAUCUGAGCUACUCCUACAGUACAAGGAAAUGAAGUUUCUAUAUCCCGAUGAAGGGUCAUUUUGUUUCACUGAAGAUCCCAAAAUGUAAAACAGUCUGUCUGGAAGACUCCUUUCCUUGUGCCACUCUGAUUCCUAUGUGAAGCAAGAGAAUUGAUGUGCAAAUCUAUAAUUAACCCUGAAAGAUCCCACUGUGUCCCAUUAAUUUGAUCUCUUCACAGAUACUGUCAGAUCAAACCCCGAGUAACAAGAAUAUGUGAUCACUGCUUAAUUCCUCUUUUAUGCCUGCUUGUGCUCCAUCUUCCUCAUCUUUGGAAAUGUGCUAACCACUCCUAGAUAAUACAGGCCUAGUGAAGGGAUAUGCUGUGAGGCUCCAGUAAUUAACAUGAUCUUGGUUUCUGUGUCUCCUUUUUGAAUACCUCAAAAACAUCUUUAUAGCUAUCCCAGAAGACAUUUGUUUCCCCAAGUGGGUGUGUUUGCAAUUGCUGCUCUUAAUUAUGUUAAUCUAACUAAACUAAACUAAACUAAACUAAACUGGUGAACUAAAGUUUUGUCCCUUAUUACCUGACAUGUCCUUUAACCAUGCAGUUGCCUUUUUCUCUGCUUCUCACCCCUACCUUAAGACCAGAGGGGAAGUUGAGUGGUUUCUUAGUCUUUUAAAAUUAAUUAUGUCAUUUAUAUGCUGUAAGUUCCUAGCAUGACAUACCUGAAACAUCAUCACAGUAUCAUACUGAAAGUGGAGUAAAAUUAAAAUCUAAAGGGGAAAAUUGAAAGUUAGAAGUUAGAGUUUUUCCUUAAAGUAGCAGAAGGAUUCACUUUAGAGGUCUAACAUCCAUUGACCAAACUUCAGAAAUAGAAUCUCAGAAUUAAUAAAGCCAGACAGUACUUUAUGAGACAAAGAAUUCUCUGCUAUUUACAAAAAAUUCUAAACCUUCAUAUAUAGUUUCUUUGGGUCAGUGUCCAAGAUUGAGCAUGCAGAGACCAAGCAUUUUGCUCCAGGUCCUAGAUUGACAAUUUCCUUAUCUGUCACCAGAUCAUAGAAAAUUGGGCCAUCUGACUAGUUUUUGUCAAAUAACUGGGUGAGGGAAGAGGGAAAGGGAGAGAGAUCACAUAACCUAGUCAUUCAUUCUUAAACAUUUAGGUAGUCAUUAAAAAUCAUUCAGCACAGCCAAUGCUUAAGAGAUACCUGAUCUUAUAGAGGUUGGAGUUGAGAAGUGGACAAAACCAAAUCUGCAUUUGCAGAGCUCACAUCCUAUUUUAAAUGUGUGAAAUGUCAAAAGUGUUAUAAAUGUUAUAAAUAACACUAAAGCAGCAUGAAGGGCUUGUGAGGAAUCCUCAAAUGUUGGCUGGGAACUGCCUUUCUAAUGAAAUUUCAUUGCAGUAUAGACUGGAGGAAAUGAAGAAAUGAACCAAGUAGAUAUCUGGGAGAAAAACGUUACAGACAGAGGAACUAGUAGCAACAAAGGUCCUGAGAUAGGAGCAUCUUUGUCAGUUUUAGGAACAUUGUCAGUUUUAGGAACAUCUUAGUCAGUUUUAGAGCAUCUUUGUUCGUUUUAGAGCACAGUGAAUAAGUGGUAGAUGAAGUCAGAGAGACAGCUGGGAAACCGUUCAUGCAGGGCUUCUUUGUCAUGAAAAAGAUUGGGCAUUUUAUUCAGAAUGAGAUGGUAGGCCACUGGAGAAUGUUGAGCUGAGGACUGACAUGAUUUUAAUUAUGUUUUAAAAGGGUCACUUGCUUGCUGCAGUGUAGGGAAGAGACUGUAGGGGUCACAAGUUCAUCAGAGGUCUAGUUGGAAUGCUAGUCCAGGUAAGAGCAAAUGUGGUUUAGAGAAAGGUAUUAAUGAUAAGUUGUAGGAAGUAGUUAGAUUGGAAAUGUAUUUUGAAAAUAUAGACAAUUUGCUGAUUGUUUAUAGACAUGGAAGUAUGAGAGAAAGAAACUAGAAUGGUUCUAAUGGCUUUGGCCUGAGCACCUUUAAGAAAGGAGAGGCUGUGUACCACAAUGGAGAAUAUCAAGGAAGAAGCAAGUUGACAGAAGGCAUGAGGAAUCAGAAUUCAGUUUUGGAACUUUAAACACAGACAACACAAAAUGUAAGCGUACAAACUGAACACAUCUGUAAAUAAUCACCCAGGUCAGGAAAUAGAGCAUUACUACAUCCCAGUAACCUCCUUCCAAUCACAACCUUUUUCUUCCCCAAAGGUAACCGCUAUCCUCAGUUCUAAUGCCAUUUAUAUUAGUUUUGCCUGUUCUUGAUUUUUGUUAGAGGUGAAAUGAAAGGAGAUAAGGCAUAGGAUAGUUAGCUCCUACGAGUGGGAAAGUGAAUUGACUAAGGAAAUAUAGGACUGGAGGGAAGCCCUGAUAGUUCUCUGAGGUAUUCAACCAUGAGUUUUAAAUCAUCAUCUUUGAGUUUUCUUUGGCUAUGCUCAGUUGCAUGGGGGCAGGGAUGGAAGGAGCUGAAUAUUGGUUUUAACUAGGAUUUCUCAAAGAGAGGACAGUUGGUCCAAGAGAGAGAUAGGAGAGCAAGGGUCAUUGAGAGAGGGUUUGUAAUAAAGACCUAUAGAAUUUAAACUGGGAGGAAAUGAAAAGUAAAGGCUAAAUUGGGGGUAUAAUUAAAAAUUGCAAGACAGUACAAGAGGGAAGAAAUUGAAAGAUAGAUGAUAGGAAAUGGGAUGCUUGAAUUGGGUUUUGAAGAGCAUACUUACUGGUAAUGAUACAAGGUCUAGAGUGUUAACUGUGGGCAUAAAUGUCUGAGGGGGUAAAUGGGACCAGAUCAUUGGAGGAGAGGAGGCCAAAGACUUGAGAGCCUGGGGUGUUGGAUGGAUUGACUAUAUACAUAUUAAAAUCACCAAGUAUAAUGGUCUGAGCAGCCAUGGGAAGAUAAGGCAAGUGUUAUAAUCUCCAGUGAAUGAGGGAGUGACUUGGGAUCAGUAAAUGAUUUCAACCAGAAGAGGUAGUGGUGCCAGAUGUCUUGGAGCUGAAGGGUUCUAGGGAGAAGGCAGAAACCAUGGCCUGUAAGUGGCAAUGAAGAGCAAGAGGAACAUUUACCUCACUUCCAGGCUCAGUUAAGUCUGCUUAUGUAAGAGAUACAAGGGAAGAAGAGCAUUAACGUGAAGGAAUAUUCUGGAAGAGACUCCAGAAUUAUUUGAAGAAUUGUUUUCAGAGUCUGAUGCAUUUUCUUGUGAAUUCUCUGAUUGUGACAAGUGCAAAUGAGAAAGUGGAUUUGGGAAUUUGGGAACAUUUUGAAUCAAUAAUAAAUAGUAAUUACA
This is a messenger RNA of Manis pentadactyla (Chinese pangolin), 7480 nucleotides long. RefSeq names its product zinc finger protein 184 (gene ZNF184). Lineage: Eukaryota; Metazoa; Chordata; Mammalia; Pholidota; Manidae. The transcript is spliced from 6 exons. The record is from RefSeq and is a predicted model, not a curated record. Gene Ontology annotation, biological process: regulation of transcription by RNA polymerase II. Gene Ontology annotation, molecular function: DNA-binding transcription factor activity, RNA polymerase II-specific; RNA polymerase II cis-regulatory region sequence-specific DNA binding. Bases 380 to 2635 code for a protein of 751 amino acids.